AAUGUAUAAUUUUUGUUUGGAUUAGUUAAAUAAGCGUUAGUCCACCAAAAUCCACCCACGUGGUUAGCUUUUGGCUGAAGUGCCAGAUGCUGGUCCUCACCGGAAGAGUCACAACCAGGUCGUACCGGUUCCAACUCGAGUAUCUUAAAGAUCAAAGAGGAAGCAACCACAUUCAGGACUGAGAACGCCCACCUGCCUUACUUCCGGUCCCGUCCUUUGCUCGGAGCUCGACAGAUUGGCUCCCAGAGCGGGGGGCGUGGUCUGGGCGGGACUUCCGGUCUUUUCGGAAAGACAGACGCUGCCCCAGGUUGCGGGAAGAUUUGAACUGCUGUUGAUUUCCUGUGUUUACUUGGCGGGGAGGUAGUUGGCGUUUCAGCGUCUUACCUGCUAGUGACUCGACAAACGUCUCGGCCAAAAAUAUUCUCCCUGUGGCCUUAUUCCUCUGCGCUGGUCUCUUUUCUCUCGUGAAGACACAUCACUUGUUGGUAAUUCGUCAAAUUCAUGAAAAUAUCCCUCGAGAAGCACUCGUGUGUGGACUUUAAGCAUUUCGGCAAAUAAAGCCCAGGGGCCGUUGAUGGACCUUAUUUCCACGACUUUUCAUCUCAGAACUGCCGUGUGAGUCCAAGACGUUGGUGGAGGUUUUGUCUUCACCUUGGCAGGACAUUUUAUCCAUAGUCAUAGUAAUGGCAGCUGAAGUGCGGAUGGUACUUUAUGAAGAUGAUUCUGUGCAAGUGCAAUAUGUCGAUGGUUCCAGACUGCAGCUUUCUCCUUGUGGCUCUGAAUUUUUAUUUGAAAAGGCGCCUCCCAUUUCAGCACAUCCUUUAGAACAACCAGAAAGGAUUCGUCAAAGGACACACUUUGUUAUCAGCACUUACCGAGAGCAACUACAGCGAGCCAUAGAUUUUCGAAAUUCUUUUGCUACUUGCCCUUUUUUAUCAGAAAGCAUUAUACCUUCUGAAAGAAAAAAGCGUAUCUUCAUUGACUUCUCAGAAGUGAGAUGGCCCAGUCCUGGUACUGAUGAUGGCAUGCUGUGUAUGCAGAGCGGCACCGUGAAGAUAUCAUCAUUAGACGGGCAUGCAUACCUUUGUCUGCCGAGAUCACAGCUUGAAUUUACAGUACAUUUUUUGUGUAAAGUAAGCCAGAAGCCAGACUCCUCUAUAGUAUUGUCAGAAAAGAAGAAUCAAGCAAGAAAAGACAAACUAGAUGAAAAAGCAGGCAAAAUCUGUACAUAUGGAAGUUUAUCAAGACAGACACCGAAGAGUAAAGAAAAUGAACUUUACUAUCAGAUCAUGAAAUCCAAGGAACUUUUAGAGGAAAAGAGCUGUAUAGAUGGAGCCGAAGGGAGGGAGGAGCCACCUCUGCCAGGUUCAAAACACACGUGUGUAUACACGUGGGUGAAGCAACGCUGGCCUGUGGCCUCCUGUCCAGAGGAAUGGAAAUAUCCCUUAUCAUUAGCACUUCAUUUGCAUAAUAAAAUCAGCAGUAUGUCUAGAAUUGAUGCAGCCAUCACCCAGAAUAAAACUUUAACUUCUGGUAUUUCAGAGGAAAGAGGAAAAGAGGUUUCUGUUCUUCCCAGGGCCCUGUUACUCAGCUGUCCUGUCCCACACCUGCACAGGUGGAAUUUUUGUGAUUCACUCUCACAAGGACAGUUUGAUGAAGAAUAUCCCUAUCCUGAACUGGUGAAAGUGGUUUGGUACAAAGGUAUAACUUACCGUCUAAACUUGCUUGGUCCCAAUCUGACAUUUGACAUCCACCCUUACAGAGAAGAGAAAACUUAUUCAGUAAAUAACCUUCCUCCUGAUAGACCAGGAAGUCUGUUCUCUGUGUGUUCUCUAAUUAAACAGGCAACCAGGAUUCUUCAGCACUGUGCCAAGACAAGGCUUUCUUUAAGCCAUAACUAUCGUAUAUGCUGCUGGAAAAUGGUACCUGGGAUAAAUGAUAAUAAUAGACUGCCUUUACUUAUGAGAGACUCACUCAUACCCAGCUUGGGACGAUUUCUUGCAUACUCUGAUGACAAAGUACAUGCUCUUUUUUUGGAUGGCAUUACUCUGACCCUAAAUUGGAAUUUCAGCUCUUUUACUGAAAAGAGACAGGAAUGUCAGGGUCUCAACUUAGCUUGGUGUAAGUUAACUUUUCCUGAUGGGCAAGAUCAGUUAAUUCAGAUUGAACACCCUGGACCAUAUGCAAGGUAUGUGACAGCAGUCAUAUCAUGGUGCAGAAGCCUGACCCAGACUAAUCAGAGAGAGAUACCCACACAUUCUUCAUCUUCUGUUCUUGAAGAAAAUUGGUCUGUGGCCUCUGAACUUGAAAAGAUAAAGAAAUUUAACUUGUUACUGGAGAAUAGUGGUAUCCUAAACCAGAUUUCUAACAAAGAAAAUGAACAAUCAUCUGAUCAUUAUGAGCCAAAACCUUCGGAACCCUUGCUGGAAGAAGUUCAUGAAAAGAGAGUAUCAGUGGCAUUGAAAAAAACCUCUGAAAUCCUUCAGGAUAUUGACUGUCUUCUAUCAAAUUCUAAAAAGUGAAAAAUUAUCACAAACCUUAAGGAUGUUGUUUCAAGUGACUAGUAUAAAAUUACUAGCAAGCCAAGAAGUUAUAUAUAUUAAUUACUUCUGGGCAAUGAUUGUAUGAAAAAAUGACAUUUAACUUUCGAGGUUACCUAACUUGUAAAUUUUAAGAUCUAUAUUUAUAAUGUACUUUAUUAAUAAAGAACUAUUUAAAAAUUUUGAACCA
Molecule: messenger RNA, 2730 nt
Organism: Hyaena hyaena (striped hyena)
Lineage: Eukaryota; Metazoa; Chordata; Mammalia; Carnivora; Hyaenidae
Gene: CUNH5orf34
Product: chromosome unknown C5orf34 homolog
Exons: 14
Coding region: 684-2522 (612 amino acids)
Source: RefSeq, a predicted model, not a curated record